CAUCUUUCGCUCGCCGCCUGGUGCCUCUCUCCUCGGAUUAUUAUCGUGGUGAGUGACAUGCAGCAGUGCUAUGAACCAUGCCUAUGUGUGCAAUACCACCCGUCGCAUGCCAUGUCAUGUCAUGUCAUGUCAUGUUAUGUCAUGUCAUGUACAGGAGGACUGUAGCAUUUGUCGGUGGUGAUUGCGGUGGUGGUGGUGGCGGCUCUGGCUUCGGGCUCUCUGGCUUUGACUUUCGGUCGGUCUGUCUGUCUGGCUGGCUGGCUGGGUACCUUUUGGCACCACCACCCCAUCGCCGUCGAGAUCGAAUUCUCAUCCACCAAACUUUACAUACAGUACAGUACAGGACGGACUGUUGUGGGUGGACCUAGAAUCAUUCGUUGCUGUCGGUGGUCUAUCAUCAUCAUCUUCUGCUUCUCACCCCAUGUCCGUCCCA
Messenger RNA from Dissoconium aciculare CBS 342.82, 433 nucleotides. RefSeq lists its product as uncharacterized. Bases 78 to 368 code for a protein of 96 amino acids. The record is from RefSeq and is a predicted model, not a curated record. The transcript has a single exon. NCBI's taxonomy places the organism in Eukaryota, Fungi, Ascomycota, Dothideomycetes, Mycosphaerellales, Dissoconiaceae.